Molecule: messenger RNA, 2041 nt
Organism: Melampsora larici-populina 98AG31
Lineage: Eukaryota; Fungi; Basidiomycota; Pucciniomycetes; Pucciniales; Melampsoraceae
Exons: 10
Coding region: 110-1702 (530 amino acids)
Biological process (GO): GTP biosynthetic process
Cellular component (GO): cytoplasm
Molecular function (GO): IMP dehydrogenase activity
Source: RefSeq, a predicted model, not a curated record
UCCAAAGUAAACUUCAUUCACAGCAAACCAAACUAAUCAAAUCAAAUCAAAUAAUUGGUAAACAGCAAAAACCAUCUCAAUACAAUUCACUAAUCAGCAAUUCAAAAAAAUGACCUCAAUUGGACCUUUAGACUUUUCUUUAGCUAUCUCUGAAUUAGAAAAAUAUUCAAGAAAAGAUGGUCUAAGCCUUCAUGAACUCAUGGAUUCCACAAAAUUCGGUGGUCUGACUUACAAUGACUUCCUUCUCUUACCCGGUCAUAUCGAUUUUUCAGCAUCUGACGUUUCAUUAGACUCCCGAAUCACUCGGAACAUUUCCCUCAAGACUCCCUUCAUCAGUUCACCCAUGGACACAGUCACUGAAACAGACAUGGCAAUCACUAUGGCUCUCUUAGGUGGAAUUGGUAUAAUCCAUCAUAAUAUGCCAGCUCAUCUUCAAGCCUCAAUGGUUCGAGCGGUUAAGAAAUAUGAGAAUGGAUUUAUUACCGAUCCAGUUUGCCUGGCUCCUGAAAACACUGUUGCAGAUGUUUUGGCUGUCAAAGAGUCUCAAGGAUUCUGUGGGAUUCCUGUGACAGAUACUGGAAAACUUGGUGGACUUCUAAUGGGAAUUGUGACCGCUCGAGACAUUCAGUUUAGAUCACCAGACCAACCACUCUCAGCUGUGAUGACACACCUAUCUGAUCUCGUUGUAGGACCUCAAGGUAUCACAUUAGAGAAAGCCAACACUAUCCUUCGUGAUUGUAAGAAGGGAAAACUACCACUCGUAGACGAUCAAGGUCGACUGAGAUCACUUUUGGCUCGUAGCGAUUUGUUGAAAAACAAGGAUUAUCCUCUGGCUAGUAAGAAACCUGCAAGUAAACAACUACUCUGCGGUGCCGCUGUUGGAACUCGAGAGGCGGAUCGUGAUCGACUUUCACUUCUUGUUGAGGCUGGAUUAGACGUAGUAGUGUUAGAUUCCAGCCAGGGUAACUCGAUCUACCAAAUCGAAAUGUUACGUUGGAUCAAACAGACUUACCCUGAAUUAGAUGUGAUUGCUGGAAAUGUGGUAACACGGGAACAAGCUGCACAACUUAUCGCUGCAGGCGCUGAUGGUUUAAGGAUUGGUAUGGGUAGUGGAUCGAUUUGCAUUACUCAAGAAGUCUGCGCAGUAGGUCGUCCACAAGGAUCAGCAGUUUAUGCUGUUGCCGAGUUUGCUAGCAAGUUUGGUGUACCUGUGAUUGCAGAUGGUGGGAUUUCAAAUGUAGGACAUAUCGGAAAGGCAAUUGCGCUAGGAGCUUCGGGUGUGAUGAUGGGUGGACUUUUAGCAGGUACAACAGAAUCACCAGGAGAAUAUUAUUACAAUGAAGGUAAACGACUUAAGAAAUACCGAGGGAUGGGAAGUUUAGAUGCUAUGGAACAUGUUUCUAAGAAGGCUGAAACGUUUGACAAUGCGGCUACCUCGCGUUACUUUUCUGAAAGUGAUGCUGUCCGUGUAGCACAAGGAGUGACGGGGGCAGUAGUAGACAAAGGAUCAUUAAAGAAAUUUGUACCAUACCUUUUUACUGGCUUACAACAUUCACUCCAAGAUGUUGGAAUGAAAUCGAUUGGAGAUUUAAGAAAAGGAGCUGACUCAGGUGAAGUUAGAUUUGAAUUAAGAACAGCUAGUGCUCAGGUUGAAGGUGGUGUACAUGGACUACACUCGUAUGAGAAACGAUUGUUUUCAUGAGAAGGAUGAUGAUUUCUUGAAUUAUAACCCGUGGUUUUUGAACAUGAAAUUGAUGGUUUGAAAAAGGAAAUUCGAUCAGUUUUGAAAAAUUCUAAAUGAUGAAAAAACCUCUCAAUUGUCAAUUCUCUUGUUUCUUUCUCUCAUAAGUACGUAUAUCGAAUGAUAGAAUUGAAAUCUCUUUUAUAUCACUCUACGCUUUCUUUUAUACAUCUGAUAAAGUCAGUAAAGAUUCGAUAAUGGAUUCAGUAAAAAUUUGAUAAUGGAUGCAUAAAUAUAGAUAUGAUGAAUGCAUGAUUAAUAAUGAUUUGUUCAAACGUUUGAUUUUUUUCUGAACGAUCU